Messenger RNA from Ictalurus punctatus (channel catfish), 2028 nucleotides. Its product is annotated as RERG_RasL11_like domain-containing protein. Gene Ontology annotation, molecular function: GTPase activity; GTP binding. The transcript has 4 exons. The coding region runs from base 310 to 972 and encodes 220 amino acids. The record is from RefSeq and is a predicted model, not a curated record. Lineage: Eukaryota; Metazoa; Chordata; Actinopteri; Siluriformes; Ictaluridae.
AAUCACAAAACACUCGCACGGACCGUGGAUUAUAACGCAGACCUUCACCACACGGCACACUGCGCGACUAUUAAAGCAUAUCUGCCUGAAUCAAAAUGAAUCACUGAAUUAAACGACUCUGAAUCACUACAAGACUCGUUUUUUGCGGAUAUGUAAGUCUAACAGCCCGCGCACGGAGUUCCGAUUGGUCGGCAUUGAGCGUGAGGCCACGCCCACCCACACCCACUCAGUUUAUAUAAAGCGCCAGUGCGCGCCACGGCGCUUCACACAGAGUUACCUCGUUGGUUCUGGGUCCAGUUCACUUCACAGAUGGUGGUUCAGGUGGAGACUCGUAUCCGCUACAGCAGCAAGAGGAUGGACACAAAUCAGCCCAAAAUAGAAGCCAAUAUUUUACUGCUCGGAGCUGAGAAAGUGGGGAAGUCUGCACUAAUAGUGCGUUUCCUGACUAGAAGAUUCAUUGGAGAAUACGGCUCUAUAGAAUCCAUAUACAGUCAUCAUGAUAAGAUUGACGGCCGAGAUAUCUGCUUCAACAUCUGGGACUCACUUUGUCCACAGAAUGCUGAAGAAGUGGGCCACAUCAGCGACAGGCAGCUGCAGUGGUCCGACGGCUUCAUCCUGGUCUACAGCAUCUGCGACCGGGCCAGCUUCAACGCGGUGCGACAGCAGGUCCAACAUAUCCGCCAAGCGCAGCAGAAACUCUCCAGCUCCGCCCCGCUCAUCAUCGUGGGGAACAAACGAGACCUGCAGCACCGGCGCGCCGUGUCCAGCGAGGAAGGACGGCUCCUGGCGUUCUCGGCCGACUGCGACUUCUUCGAGAUCUCCGCGGCCGAAGCGUACCACGGCGUGCUCAUGGUGUUCCACGAACUGCUCGACCUGAUCCGCGAGGCCAGGGCGCUCAAGAAGGGCACGGCCGGCUUCAGGGGCAUCGUCAGGAGUAUGUCUGCCGUUUUUGGGAGGAAGAGGACCGAAUAGACCGGAACGUUCCUCAGGAAUGAGGAAUGAAUAUUGCGUCCACAUUGGACUACGAUUAUUGACUUAUCGUGUUGGGAUUUGAAUGCUCUGUGAAUGUUCGAAUUCAGAGACGUCUUGCGGGGUCUUCAAGAUGUCAAGGGCGAUAACUUUGUCUCGCACCACAGCAGUGUUGUUGUCACAUUCUCGAAUCUGAUUGGUCAGAAGGCGUUUUGUUUUCUCUAACUUGUCUCGCAGACGUUCCACGAUGGUACAUAUAGCUAUAAACGGAUAAAUUUUUAAAAAAGCGCGAUUUGACGUUCGUUAAUAAAUGAAGAGAUUGUAAUCGUUGCCAAAUUGCUGUGGUGUAAGCAGAAUAAACCACUUUGAGACAUACUGUUAUAGGAAAAGAAUCCGCUUCAGCGUGGUGACGGGCAUCGUUCCCCCCCCAAACCCCCCCCUGUUCGUCUUAAUUCCUUCUUUCCAUAUUGUAUAAGAAAGCCCUUUACUGUUACAUGUACAUAGUCAUUAGGAGGUUAUUUCUAUGCAAAACAGACAUCUAUCUGUGUGCAUGUGACUUCAGUGCAUAAUGAGCCUCAUCGGUGGACACGGCGAGUCUCGGACGCUAAACCACAUUGCCGGGCUGACCAUCCUCCCCAGAGAACACUAGAUAUAUUCAAGAUGAAUCUUACACACGAUUACACAGGCGUGCGCACACACACUAAUUUUGCUUUAUUUUCUUUUUUCUUUUUUCUUUUUUUUGAGUAUUCUGACCAAAGAAUCUGAAUCCUAAUCUGCCCACACAGACGUAGCGGUUAUGAGCUCAGGACUCGCCUCGAGUCAGAUGGGCUUUGUUAAAGCUUUGCACUCGUUUCACACUGACUGGAGAAGUGUUGCGUUACUUUAUUACACACCCUGAUGGUUCACCACCUUUUUCUUUUUUUCUUCUUUUUUUUUUUUUAAAUACAAAUGGAUCUGGCACAAAUCUGUUUCCUUUAUAGCUGCAGGGUGGUGUGUGUAUUGCUUAUAGUACAGACAAGUCUGUUAAUGACUUUUAUAAUAAAACAUGAAUUGUAGUAA